This is a messenger RNA of Kazachstania africana CBS 2517, 1083 nucleotides long. RefSeq names its product Rrg1p (gene RRG1). The record is from RefSeq and is a predicted model, not a curated record. The coding region runs from base 1 to 1083 and encodes 360 amino acids. NCBI's taxonomy places the organism in Eukaryota, Fungi, Ascomycota, Saccharomycetes, Saccharomycetales, Saccharomycetaceae. The transcript has a single exon.
AUGGUAUCCAACUUCAGCAGACUAAGUUCACACAGACACUAUGUAUUGCGUUUAUAUCGUUGUACUUUAAGACUGCUUAGAAGGAAUUGCCAUUCCAUUUUGUUGCAAUCGAACAUCAGAAACAAGAUCAAAGCUGUUUUAAAAGAUAAUAGAAAUAAUAAAUCGAGCUGGAAUGUACUUGCUUUGCUUAAAAAGCUAGAAGAGCUAAACGGUCACUUAUUUGAACAUAAUUUCAAAAUCAUGUCAGAGCUUGUUAGAGUUUCAAGCGUUAUAGAGCCCAGUGAAUCAUCUAAAAUUCUUAAUUUGCUAGAAUCAUCCACUAAAACAAAAGUCCAAACACCUGAAGAGACUAAACAAAUGGGAAUACUGAGUAAAUAUAUUACAUCUAAACAAGCUUCGGGACAUUUACCUAAUACCAUACCUGGUGAGUAUAAACGUGGAUUACUCUUACCUCUAGCUCUACAUGAAUUUUCACAACGGAAGAUCAAGAGGAUCGAGCAGCAACUGGACAAAGGGAUACCAAAGGUAUAUCUGAGCUAUACCAAAGCAGGCAGUUCCAAGAUUUGGUUUGUUAGAGCACCUUUUAAUAAGGGAAGGAGGCAAUCUAAGGGGCUGAGUGCAUUUAUUAAGUAUGAAAGAGAAAAAAACCAGAAAAGUAUUGAUAGUAUCGCUUAUUGUGAGAAUAUGGCCAAAUGGGCAUUCUAUGAGGCUGUAUGGGAACAUGCAAUUGAAAAUGGGGGCAAGAUUUUGCCCUUCUCAUUGUACAAUAUGCUGAAUAACAUCAAACUGGACAAGCCUCAUGAAGAUAAUUCAGCCUUAAAAGUGUAUGAGUGGUUUUUCCCACUCAAAACUGUUAUAAAUAGAUUGGGCCAAAAAAAUAACCUGACCACUAAGUGUUUUGAACGAUAUAAACAACGUUUGAUCAUGAAAGAUGGUAGGAUGGACUUCUUCACCAAAAAGACAGCAAAAAUGUAUAAGAACAGAAAAGCAAGGUUUGACGCUAUGUCAAAGGCAGUGCCGUACGCAUUUAUUUAUCAUGACAAGUACAAUUUACCGUCGAUUCUCGAUAAGCACAAGUUUUGA